This is a messenger RNA of Amoebophrya sp. A120, 2788 nucleotides long. The record is from the annotation of a GenBank genome assembly. Lineage: Eukaryota; Dinophyceae; Syndiniales; Amoebophryaceae.
GAUCGAUCCCAAUUUGUAGAACCCUUCCCCUCGCUGGUAAAACGUUUUUUGAAGUUUUGUUUUUGGUAAAUGCCACUACAUGGAUUCCGAUUGAGAGCCAGAAGUAAAUACCCAAUUCUAUCACCACCCUGUUUCAACGCUUGCAGCUGCGAUGAUUUGCUUUCACACUGUGGCUGCAGAUGGUGUCCAGGAAAAACAACUCUAGUGAUUUUUAGCUCUUGUCUGUCGAUGCCGCAAGUACAGGAAAAGACCCUGGCUAUCAACACCUCGUCCAGCAACGCCUGCUGUGCCUGUACCACGGCGGCGUUUUGCUCUGUCGCGCAACAUUAUAACCCGCGUUGGUUUGCUGUAGUCAAGACGUUGGCAAGCGGGAGCAGGAAACAACCAGCACUACUAACGCUCUUUAUUCUCUUGAAUCUGAAUCUGCUUUCGCAGCUGCGUUUUUCGUUUAGCCAGCAAAUAACGGGCGUCGAGGCAUCUGGCGCCCUUGAAGAGGCAGAAGAACUGUUUCUCUUGAAAGGGGAAGAAGCAGCUGCACAAGCCCAAGCAGUUCCUGCGACGACUCUGGACGUUCCGGUUCCCUCUUCUGCCGAAGUAGAAAUUCAGGUGGACGUCGUCGGUCCGGCUGCUGCACCUGAUUUUUUCCCAUCGUCAUAUACCUCGGAUGAAAAGGACCACGACCACGAGAUUGUUCUUCAAUUAGGUAAAAACAAGGAAAAACACGAUAUUCAAGUGCAAGAUAGCGACAUGAUUACCAACAUCGACGAGAUCAUCCGGCGCAUGUUCAAGGUGAUCGACCGAAUACCUUAUCACGAUGACAACGGAAAAAACGGCAUUCACCCGGUCUCGCUGAUCACCUUGGACGAAAACGCCUUCCCGAGCUCGUAUCCAAACUGCAAGAUCUUCUUGCGUCGUACGGUUGUGAGUGUGAGGAACACAAAUACUCUUUCGUCUUUGUAUUGAAUGCGUUCUUGCAGAAGAAGAUGUGCUUGGAUUUGUACUACUUCUUCCUUGAACAAGUAUCAGUGAAAACAGGAACAGUCCCAGUUGCAGGAGCACGUGAUAUUACCCUUGCUACCCGGAGAGAAUGGUUGUUCUCGCAGUAGGAUCACUGUUGACGUGUAUGAGUAGAACUUGUUGUAGGGACGCCGUAUGUCCUCCAGAAUAAAGUCGUGCAGAUAGAAACGAAAGAGAAACAACAUUUCAUCGUCUCCUCCCGCUCUACUUCACACUCGCUAGAUUUUUUUUUUCCCUCCAUUACUGAAGACUCGUCGUCCCGCGGGGGAUCUCCAACGAUUUCACCAGCAUAAAGCUGAACACGCGGACCAACACGCGCAAGGUGCAGGAAAUCACCAACAACAGCAACAAGGUUUCGGUCACGUGGGAGGACCAAAAGGGGAAAGGCGGGUGGAUCGUCGCGAAGGGCGUCGCGGUGAUUGUACCCUUGGACCAAGCGCGGUGCGACAUUCUGGUAGACGUGGUCAAAGUAGAAGUCAUGGAUUAUGGCGUUCUCAACUGUUACAUCCUCAACUGUUACACAGAUUUGUAAUGCAAGAGUAGCAAAAGUGAAAGGAAGGACCUUGCGCGUCGUGCAUGAUAGAUUUGGCACAGAUUCUCAGCCUGUUUGGCCGUCUGAGAAUUUGCCAUGCGAAGCAGCUUGGUGGCGUUCAUAGUCAAGGCGAUUCUGCAUGACAAAUCAUGUAACAGUUGAGAAUGUAACAAUUGAGAACGCCAUAUGGAUUACAACGAAAAGCUCAUGGCCGACACGGAAGGGUGGAAGCCUUUGGUUUUAGAAAGAAACGUAUGGGUUGCAAAAAUGUCUGGGUCUGGAAACUUGUAAUGCUGCGCUGGGGGAAUAAUGAGUGCUCUGUAAUGCACAGGCAAGCAUGAGAAAUAUCUGCGCUUCUUUGUGCUACGUUUUUCGCAUGACAGACUGCGGUUUUGCAUGACAAGCAAAAGGGUCUCUUCUUGGACACGCAUCACAAACUUUUUGGUCAUGCCAGACAAGCAUGACAAGUCUCGCAUUCUUCCAGACCCAGACAUAUUUGCAUUCGAUAAAACGCCGGGCAGAUGAAGAAUACAACAGCCGCGGGGGCGGGGGCGGCCACAGUGCUCUCUGGUAUGAAAACGUAGAAUGUAUCGGCUGUGUCAUCUACUUCAGUUGAUAAUAUUCCAUAUGUGUGUUUGCGCUGAAUUGCUUACUUGCAUACAACAACUAUGCUUUUGUAACCUGGCGAAGAAAUGUCAAUGUGUGAUCAUGGGCGAAUGAUUUUCACACCAAAGCGGUGAUUCGUGAUGCAGUAUGUAUGCGGAAGACCUGACGAAGAAGAUGUGUUCAUCUUGCGGAAGACACCUCCUGAGACGAUUUUUCUCCAUGAUAUUCCGCGCCGGCGCCUGGCGAUUGGUGUCGACUUGAUCUUCUCCCACACAAGGCUACCGCUGCGGCUUUUUGCCAUCAUUUCGCUUCCAGAGGACGAUUUCUUACCACGACGACAAGUAGAAGGACAAGCUCGUUCAUUUUCCUCGAAUAGCAUCGAAUUGUGUCCAGGCAGUCGACUUUUUUUCACUGGCGGAUUGAAAAAGAAACCUGGUCUCUGACUGAAGCUGCUUCGACUUUCUCGGUCGAGAAAAAGACAGAAACAAAAAGAAAACAAAUAAAGACGACAUUGAUUGACAAAAUAAUAUCUUCUCUAUUGAUUCAACAUAAGUUGACAAAAUAAUAUCUUCCAUCUUGACGCGCAUGUUGUACAGCAACUAAGCUCCUUUUGUUUAUUCGUGCUGAAGUUUU